AUGAUGUCUGCCGGAACAGCCGAUUACAGACACUACCAGGAUCAGAGUCGCAAGAACCCAGGACGCUUCGGACCAGCCCCGCCUUCUUUCCCGCUGAACAGUCCUCCGACUUUCUAUCCUUCCCUUCAUCGUCCGGACCCCUUUGUCGCCGGUGGAAACCUGGGAACCCAGAUCUCGUCCUCCUCCCGCGACAGUCGCUCACUCGACUUUGACUACCAGCUCUUUGGCAAGCUGAGCCUUGACGACGUUCCUUCCCCUCCUGCUCAGCGCUCGUCUCAGCUGAUCGACUGGAGCUGGGAUCUUCCCGUCGAGUCGAGCAAGGAGCAGGCGUCGUGGAUCAACAAGACCUCCAAGCCGUCCAUUUGGGCAGAGCUCGAAACCCAUAAAGAGCAGCCUCGGAUUAUCGGCAAUGCUAGUGCCCAGAGCAAUGAUUUGGCCAGCGGUUCCCUAGACGUCUCCAUCUUCGACGAGCCGGUCAGCAAGGUGCCGUACUGGACCCGCACCUCGUUUGGUAGCUACCACGGCUCCGACUCGGACGCCUCUUCUCCUCUCGGCGAUGAGACGCGCCACUGGCCCCGCUCGCCUCCCGAGCCCUUCCCAGCGCCAGUACAGCUAGGCAAGCUUUCUCCCCAUGCUCAUACUUUCAGCUGGCAGGGACCGCAAGUAGCUUCGGCUUUCACCGCCACGGAUCUGCCCAGGAGCAUGAGCGCCCCAAGCACCGGCCCGGGAAUCCUGGCUGGAGCAUCGCAGGAAUCGAGGCUGAUGAGCCAGCUGCAGGGCCACGGAAACCAUCGCACCGGUCAGCAGUACAACUUUUUCCUGAUGCACGACACCUUCACCGCCCCGAGGCCGGUCGAGCCUCGACAGGCCAAAGACGCCUGGAGCGGGCGUCAGGCUGCGGCGCCGAGCCCCUCGCCCAACAACAAGAAGAUGGAGCUGUUCAAGACCGAGAUCUGCCGCAACUGGGAGGAACGCGGCAAAUGCCUGUACGGAAAUCGAUGCCAGUAUGCGCAUGGCGAGGAAGAGCUGCGUCGCCUGCCGCGCGAUCCACGCUGGAAGACUCGGCCGUGCAAGGUGUUCAUGCUUUACGGACACUGUCCGUACGCCUCCCGCUGCUGCUUCCGCCACGACCAGGGCGGUGUCCCCUCGCAGCCCAUCCCGACCAUGCAGAGGCGCGUCUCGCUCCUCCAGCGGGUCGGCCUGAUCAAGCCUUGUAAGCGCUAG
Moesziomyces aphidis is the source of this 1224-nucleotide messenger RNA. NCBI's taxonomy places the organism in Eukaryota, Fungi, Basidiomycota, Ustilaginomycetes, Ustilaginales, Ustilaginaceae. The record is from the annotation of a GenBank genome assembly.